This is a messenger RNA of Cygnus olor (mute swan), 4583 nucleotides long. It is a transcript of the gene MAFG, whose product is annotated as MAF bZIP transcription factor G. The record is from RefSeq and is a predicted model, not a curated record. The transcript is spliced from 3 exons. Gene Ontology annotation, cellular component: nucleus. Gene Ontology annotation, molecular function: DNA-binding transcription factor activity, RNA polymerase II-specific; RNA polymerase II cis-regulatory region sequence-specific DNA binding. Gene Ontology annotation, biological process: regulation of epidermal cell differentiation; regulation of transcription by RNA polymerase II. Lineage: Eukaryota; Metazoa; Chordata; Aves; Anseriformes; Anatidae. The coding region runs from base 171 to 659 and encodes 162 amino acids.
GGCGCUUCAUGAAUGGAGCCACGUGACCCAAACAUCACGUGACGCGGCGGCGAGCGGCGGCGGCGAGCGGCGUCCCGGUCCCUGCAGCGCGGCCUCUCCGCCCGGCCCGGCCCCGGCCCCGGCCCCCGCCGGCCCCCUCACGAGAACCUGACUGACAAGGCUGUCGUGUUAUGACGACCCCCAACAAAGGAAACAAGGCCUUGAAGGUGAAGCGGGAGCCAGGCGAGAAUGGGACCAGCUUGACAGAUGAGGAGCUGGUGACCAUGUCUGUGCGGGAGCUGAACCAGCAUCUACGGGGCCUGUCAAAGGAGGAGAUCAUCCAGCUGAAGCAGCGUCGCCGCACGCUGAAGAACCGAGGCUACGCAGCCAGCUGUAGGGUCAAGCGUGUUACCCAGAAGGAGGAACUGGAGAAGCAGAAGGCAGAGCUGCAGCAGGAGGUGGAGAAGCUGGCCUCUGAGAACGCCAGCAUGAAAAUGGAACUCGAUGCUCUCCGCUCUAAAUACGAGGCACUCCAGAACUUCGCCAGAACCGUGGCCCGGAGCCCUGUCACCCCUGUGCGGGGGCCUCUCACCUCCAGCAUGGGGCCCCUCGUCCCUGGCAAGGUUGCUACUACUAGUGUCAUCACAAUAGUGAAAUCCAAAACGGACGCCCGGUCUUAGUGAAGCGAGUGUUGCCUGAGCUUGUCUGUGCAGGGCAAUUAGGCACAAAACCAGCCUGGAAUCCCCAAAGCACAAACCCUCCCCACACGGGUCCGGUUUCCUUCUUCUUGGCCCAGGACUGGCCUGCUGAUCGCUCUGGUUUUAUUUUGUAUGAGCAGUGGUGAUGCAUCCCUUGUCCUGUGCAGACAGAACCUCCCACCCAGCAGUCUGUAGCCCUCAGCUGCCCUUGGGACAGACUGUGAGAUCUUGGUGUUCUAGCCAAAGGAAGUCUGCGCAGCGUGGCCGACGGUGCGGCAAGUGGGCUUGGUGGCUUGGGGAGGCCUGGAGGGAGACUUUCUUCCUGGAGGUUGGGAACCCCGGUUUUCAGUCACUUCCAAAGGCUUUAUUUCAUUACUCUUCCAGGUGGUGUAUCACGGUGCCUGACUGCCAGGUGCCUGAGCCUGCUGCUUUUGUCUCAUCUGGUACCAGUAGUCGCAGUUGGGGUGUUCUGUGUAAUAGAUUUGGUAUUUGUUUCUAGGUGUGCCUCUGUGCCCGAGCAGUGGGUUUCCUUCAAACUUCUGUUGCGUUAGCAAUGCGGACUAGUGGUGGUGGAAGGGAGGAUGCUGCCAUGCCCUGCUGCCUCUGCUCCGGCAAAGGGGAGGGAGCCAGGACAGGGCCUGCAGAGGGGGCCCAGCACCUGGGGGAGAGGGAGGGAGGGAGGGAAGGUACCAUAUUGACUGCAGGCCGGUUUUGUGCCUAAUGCGUUGCACUGAACAAGACCAAAAUCACUAGUUGUCCCCGUGUUUUGAGGGUAUCAAGUGUCUCUAGUGUGAUGGUUUACACAACCAGUUUAUGUGGUUAAAUAGCCCUUUAUUUAAAGAGAGAAACAUCAUUUUAAGAGUUAUUAAAUUAUCUAAGUUUAAAAUGAAAAUCAGACAGAAGAGAGAGCGUAUUUAUAGUCAGCUUUUUUUAUCCGAGAGGGUGAGAAUAUUUGGCCAUAUGAAUGGGGAAAUAUUCUCGGAGACUUUGCUAGUUAAAAGUUAAUAAAUAAAUAAUUUUAAAUUUUCUCAUGAACCUCCCGCAAACUGAUUGUGGCUCUGAGGUUAGUUUUUAUAAAGAGUUAUCAGACUUUAUUUAUAAAACUUAGAAAAAGACAAAAAAAGAGGCAAGUCCUGUUUGAUAUCUUUUUGCAAUUGUACCAAAAGUGACUUAUUCUCGAUCUUGCUGGCUUCCGUUGUGUCCCCUUGUGUUGCGCUCUCUGUGCUCUCUGAGCUCGUGCGUGGCGCUGUGGUGUGGUGGUGCCAGUGGCUGCCUUUGCCAUGUGGUGUCGUUUUCAUGCUUCCAUUGUUUUCCCUGAGCUUAAGCGAGAGAUUGACUUGGAAUCUCUCCAAAUUCUCCAGGAGGAUUCUGGCACACAGGCAAAGUUGCUGUUUUUCUUAAAGGCAAAAAGGAACGGCUGGUGCAACGAAGUAGUGAUGCCUGCCCAGAGAACACUGUUCUGCAGAGGCGCUUUGCAGGAUGAGGUCUGCUUCUCUCUCUGGGUGUUGCGGCGGUUGCUUCUGCACAGACAGCUCAGGCCUCUCGCUACCCAGCCGAUGCUGGGUACCUGAGUUACCUGAAUGGUGGAAAUGUUGCCAGUGGAACUGCUCUCUCCUUCCUCCAGCAAAGCUGGCAGAGAAGUAACACAUGGGAGAACUAAGGUGAGGAGGAGACUGAUGGGAUUGAACUCUGGAACUGGAUUUGAGUCCUGUGGUCAGAGCUUGUGUUGCUCUUGUGGCUCCUCUGACAAGAGGCAAGUCUGCCAGCUGUUUGGGGCAGCAUAGGACCUGCACUAGACCUGGAGCUGCAGCCUCUUGUGCUGAGUGUCUGCAUAUUACUGAAAAAUAAGCUGUGAUGUGGUUGCUUUCUUUCCUGGUUCAGCUUCUGGCUGUGGGUGUUGGUAAGGUGCUUAGACUUAUAGUUGCGUGACACAGCUGAGAAACUAUUUGUGGUCAGGCUCCAUUUCCACAAACACUUUAACAACCCUCCCUCCCUCACCUCCCUGAAAGACUUGAGCUGAUUACCGAGCUGUUUUAGAGAAGUGGGACAUGGAGCUGAAGUCCAUGUGAUGAUCUCUUGAUUGUUUGGGAUGCUUUUCCCAGUGAACUUUGUGGGUGAGAACAUUGCUUUCAGACUUCACCCUCCCAGCCCGUGGGCUUUCUCUUCUCUGAGUUGAGGUGUCUGGGACGCUGCUUCCCUGCUGUUUGCUGGAUGGGCUGCUUGCUGUGCAGCACUUAGCACAAACCUCUGGGCUCCAGCCUUUGUCUUCCACCUGGUAGAUGGUGACAGGAGGGAUGGGAUGCUCCACAACAGAAGAAUCCUCCAGUUUGGCUCAGGGUGUAAAUCUCAGCCAAGUCCCUACCAGAGCCAGCCCGAGGUCUAACCUGACAAGAGAGCUGUUCUAAACCCAGCUGGAGGCCUGAUCUCCGCAGGGUGAGCAGACAAGGUUUUGUGUAUGGGGCUGGCUAAGAGCUGAGCUCCAGGUGCUGCAGACUGUGGUGAGGAGCGUCCCAUCAACAGAGUGGGCAAUGGUAGGCAGUCCCACAGCCCUGGUGGAUUUGCUUCCGUUGUACUCUGCACCGAGGAACACCCCGGUCCUUCCCUGCCUGCUGGAUGGCAACUGUUGUUGCCAGUAAGAGCGUGCGCUGCUCUGGAGUGAGGCUGUGAGUCAGGAGGACAAAGAGAGCAGGCAUCAGCACUGACUUGACCAGCCAUUGAUGCUGUCGUUUCUCCUCCCCUGUGCUGUAUUUGCUAGCUUGUGGUCCCAGUUUGCUUUGAGUGGCUCAAUGCGUUUGGUGAGGACACUGCUUGAGGGGGAGCAGGCGCGAAGCCACUGCUGGAGUGUGCCUGUGUGGUAAACCAGCUCCGUUGGUGUGGGGAUCCUUUCCACACAGGUUCGGGCUCUGGCUGCAGGUGAGAUGGUUCUCUGCUCGUGAAGCGCUCUGUCUGGCUCCAUCCUAGGGAUGUUGGAGGGGGUGUGGUCCCCUCGUGGAGUGCUGCUUCCCCAUACUAGUGUGGUGUUUUUGGUUUUGUUCUCAGUGAAGUAUUGAAAUCCAAGUAAUGUAUUUCUGCAGUGUCCAAGGAAUCUCGCGUCAUGCUCAAGGGGACCACGUCCCCUGCCACCUGGCAUCCUGUGCCUGUGUGAGACAACCCCUGCCCCAAGCCCAUCACUCUGAUCUCUCUUUCUCUUUUCUCUCUCUCUCUCUCUCUCCCCCCCUCUCUCUCUAUUUCUCUCGUAUAUAGCGUUCUGGAGUGUGGCAGUUCUUGUUCCUAAGGUGCUUGUCCGUUUGGUUUCCUGCUGUGGAGGGUGUUGUGUUUUCUUUCUCCUUUCCCUGGUACCCUUUUGAUGCAGUGGUUGGGGAGGCGGGGCUCUGCCCCAGCCUGCCCGCAACGCAAACCCAUGGAGUGUACCCCCGGCGCGGCAGCUCGGCCAGGCGCGCAGGGGUUUGUGUAUCUUGUGGUGAAUUGUGUGAAGUUACUCUUGCGUUACGCAGCGCCGCCGGGCACCGCUCCCCGGGGAGAGCGAGGGCAGCUGCGGCCCGGAGGCCCGAGCGGGGCCCGUCCCUGCCCGGCUCUGCGGCCCCGUCCCCGCGGCGGGGCGAGGCCGGGGCUGCUGCGCCGCCCUCCCCGGGCCGCGACCGGGUCCGGCCGGAGGCGGCCGCGGGCUCCGGGGGUGCCGCCCCGGCGUGGGCCCGUCCCGGUCCCGGUCCGGGUCCCGCCCUGCCCGCGGGGAGCGGCGGCGGGGCCGGGGUCGGCCAGGCCGGGGGCCGCGCUGGGCGGGCGGGCGGCGGUAUUUAUUGCUAAGUUAUUGCCCCGCGCGGCGGCGGGCGUUAUUUAUUGCUGUACAUAGUGUUGGUGCCGGCGCGGCCGCCGUUGUUUUGUACAUGACAAUAAACUGCUUUCAAA